AUGCCGGCGCCCGGCCGGGGCCCCCGCGGGCCGCGGCUGACCAUGCCCGGGCGCCGGGGGGCGCUGCGCGAGCCGGCCGACUGUGGCUCCUGCCUGGGGGCGGCGCUGGCCUUGCUGCUGCUGCUGCUACCAGCCUGCUGCCCGGUGCGGGCGCAGAACGACACGGAGCCCAUCGUACUCGAGGGCAAGUGCCUGGUGGUGUGCGACUCGAGCCCGUCGGCGGAUGGCGCGGUCACCUCCUCCCUGGGCAUCUCCGUGCGCUCCGGCAGCGCCAAGGUGGCCUUCUCUGCCACACGGAGUACCAACCACGAGCCGUCGGAGAUGAGCAACCGCACCAUGACCAUCUACUUCGACCAGGUCUUAGUAAAUAUCGGCAACCAUUUUGAUCUUGCCUCCAGUAUAUUUGUAGCUCCGCGAAAAGGGAUCUAUAGCUUCAGCUUCCAUGUGGUCAAAGUGUACAACAGGCAAACCAUCCAGGUCAGUUUAAUGCAGAAUGGCUACCCAGUGAUCUCAGCAUUUGCAGGAGACCAGGAUGUGACCCGAGAAGCGGCCAGCAAUGGAGUCCUGCUGCUCAUGGAAAGGGAGGACAAAGUGCACCUUAAACUGGAGAGGGGCAACCUUAUGGGGGGCUGGAAGUACUCCACGUUCUCGGGCUUCUUGGUUUUUCCUCUAUAG
Molecule: messenger RNA, 675 nt
Organism: Urocitellus parryii (Arctic ground squirrel)
Lineage: Eukaryota; Metazoa; Chordata; Mammalia; Rodentia; Sciuridae
Gene: Cbln2
Product: cerebellin 2 precursor
Biological process (GO): maintenance of synapse structure
Cellular component (GO): synapse
Molecular function (GO): protein binding
Source: RefSeq, a predicted model, not a curated record